AUGAUUCACGGGCCGUGUGGGCAACUAAACCCUAACAGCCCGUGCAUGGUGGACAACAGUUGUUCAAAGAAGUAUCCAAAAGAAUACAGCGAAGAAACCGUCUACGCCUCAAACAACGGGUACCCGACGUACCGCCGACCGAACAAUGGAUCUGUGGCCUUGGUCAGACGACGAGAGGUGGGCAAUGAAUUUGUGGUCCCCCACAAUCCGUACCUACUGGCCAAAUACGAUGCACACAUCAACGUUGAGGUGUGCUCUACGAUUAAGAGUGUCAUGUAUUUGUAUAAAUAUGUGUACAAAGGCCAUGAUGCGGCUACUAUGGAAGUUUGGGACGGCGAUGAGAUAUUAAAGUAAGCAGAUUCAAAUUAAUUAUUUUCAUAUACUAAGUCUUUGCUAUAUAUUAUACAUUAAUAACA
Rhopalosiphum padi (bird cherry-oat aphid) is the source of this 416-nucleotide messenger RNA. RefSeq lists its product as uncharacterized. The coding region runs from base 1 to 354 and encodes 117 amino acids. The transcript has a single exon. The record is from RefSeq and is a predicted model, not a curated record. Lineage: Eukaryota; Metazoa; Arthropoda; Insecta; Hemiptera; Aphididae.